Rosa rugosa (rugosa rose) is the source of this 414-nucleotide messenger RNA. RefSeq lists its product as uncharacterized. The record is from RefSeq and is a predicted model, not a curated record. Bases 8 to 337 code for a protein of 109 amino acids. The transcript is spliced from 2 exons. Lineage: Eukaryota; Viridiplantae; Streptophyta; Magnoliopsida; Rosales; Rosaceae.
GAAAGAUAUGGGUAAAUCAAUUAUUAAGAGCAAGAUGAUAUGGAAACAUGUGAAAAGAGAAGGGCAAGUGAGUCUAUUUACGUUCAAUGUAUCAAACAAAGACAGGGACUUGCUUACCUGGUUGGGAAGGAAUAAUGUUCAUCAUUUCCCUAUUAUUUCAAGCAAGGAAUGUCCUAAACAAGAUCCUUCCAGUGUGGACAACGGGAUUGCUGUGACGUACAUUAUCAAGCGAUUAUCGGAAGGUCUUGAAUUAGAGUCUACCUUUAAAAAAGGUGCCAUGACUCAGCAGAGAGCACAUGUUUUGGGAAGGUUCUUAAGUGACAACAAUGACGGUUAGGCUCAUCUUUGUGAAAGGAGUUUGGGAGGGACAGGAAUGCCAUUUGGAAGGCCUUUCAUCAGUUUUUAUGUCUUUUC